Messenger RNA from Paramacrobiotus metropolitanus, 1013 nucleotides. Its product is annotated as ras-related protein Rab-3-like. The record is from RefSeq and is a predicted model, not a curated record. The transcript is spliced from 3 exons. Gene Ontology annotation, molecular function: GTP binding; GTPase activity. NCBI's taxonomy places the organism in Eukaryota, Metazoa, Tardigrada, Eutardigrada, Parachela, Macrobiotidae. The annotation marks the transcript as partial. Gene Ontology annotation, cellular component: plasma membrane; endosome; synaptic vesicle. Gene Ontology annotation, biological process: protein localization to plasma membrane; protein secretion; regulation of exocytosis.
GACUUCAAAGUCAAGACGGUCUACCGCAACGACAAGCGCGUCAAACUGCAGAUCUGGGACACCGCCGGCCAGGAGCGGUACCGCACCAUCACCACCGCCUACUACCGCGGAGCCAUGGGCUUCAUCCUCAUGUACGACAUCACCAACGAGGAGUCUUUCAAUUCCGUACAAGACUGGUGCACGCAGAUCAAAACGUACUCGUGGGACAACGCGCAGGUGAUCCUGGUGGGGAACAAGUGCGACAUGGAGGACGAGCGCGUCAUCACGACGCACCGCGGCCAGCAGCUGGCCGACCAGCUGGGAUUGGAGUUCUUCGAGACCAGCGCCAAGGAGAACAUCAACGUCAAGGCCGUCUUCGAGCGGCUGGUGGACAUCAUCUGCGACAAGAUGGCCGAGUCCGUCGACACCGACCCCACGCUGGUGGCGGGCGGGGCCGGGGGCGCCGGCAAGGCGGGGGUGCAGCGGCUGGGCCAGGCGGGUGACCAGUACAGCCAGAACAAGCCCAACGCGCAGCAGUGCCAGUGCUGAGCGUGCACGAGACGGGACAGGGCAGAACAGGACAGAACAGACAGGACCACUGGCGUGACGGCGCCCGCCUCCACCGGGCGCCGCUCACAGUCCCCGACGAGUCUGAUGCGUGGCGUAACAAUAAUAAACGCGGGUUUUUGUGUUUCUUCUCUUGUAUCUGUACUUGUACCUAUGCUAUGCGUUGUACGUGACUACUUGUACGUACGUGUGCGAUGAAGUAGACUAUAAGACAGGCAGCGGUGCAUGCAUGCUGUGCACGUGCUCGUGUGUAGACGUCUUCGUAAGUGACUGGCCGAGGCGGGGGGCCGCUGGCCACCGCCCAGCGGUGCGGUCAAUGCAUGCGUUAUUCCUUAAUUGAUAUUUAUUUAUUAAUCUGUCAAGUCUGCACGCUUUCUUUAUCGGUGAAAUGGACGGUAUACCGUUUCUUGAUGCUCCUGUAUACCGGUGUUCAAAAUUACGGCAUUUACUGCAAAUGAAAGUCCAUG